AUGUUCUACUUUAGCCACACUGAGAUUGGUGUCAAUAGAGAAGUGUUCAACCACGAGCAUGGCGUGGCCAGCGCCUGCCGCAGCAUCGCCGACCUCAUCCAAGUGGUCACCACAUCAACAAGCCCUGUUAUUGCUGCCUCUGGUCGUAGUGCCCUGGUCGUCAAGGAGCCGUACGGUGUCGUGUUGGGUAUCUUCUCCCCGGAACAUUCCCCACGUCCUGGCGCUACGGGCUUGCCUGCAGCCGCUUGCUAUGGACACUGCAGGGGUAAUACCGUUGUGCUCAGGGGUCCCGAGGCUGCUCCUGGAACCAUGUGGAGAAUUGCCUCUGCUCUUCACGAUGCCGGCCUUCCGGCUGGCUGCCUCAACACCCUGUACCAUGUUCCAAAGGAUACUGGUAUCAUCAUAUCAUCACCAAACGCAUCAUCGGCCAACUCCAAGGUCGCUGAGGAGUUCUGCAAGGCGCUCCUGCUUGCCUUGAAGGACUCAUCCGACACUCAAGGCUGGGACGUAGCUCAGCUGGUCAGCGAUGUAGCCGUUAUCAAUAAUAAGAAGCUUAUUACUGAUGCCCUGUCCAAGGGCGCUCAACUCUUAGCCGACGACAUGGGCCACGGUAUCGAGUCUGCUUCUAAGCUGCGACUAACCAUUAUCAUGGGCGUCCGAAAGGACAUGGACAUCUACUACAAGGAAUGCUUCGGACCGGUCGUGUCAUUGCUGGUUGCGAUACCACCUAGCAAGGAAAUGAUCUGA
Molecule: messenger RNA, 747 nt
Organism: Trichoderma breve
Lineage: Eukaryota; Fungi; Ascomycota; Sordariomycetes; Hypocreales; Hypocreaceae
Product: aldehyde dehydrogenase family domain-containing protein
Exons: 3
Coding region: 1-747 (248 amino acids)
Molecular function (GO): succinate-semialdehyde dehydrogenase (NAD+) activity
Source: RefSeq, a predicted model, not a curated record